AUGUUCAAAUUACCUCUCCAAACCGCUCGUGUUGUCUCCAGAUCUGCACCAGUCUCUUUCAAGCGCCAGCUACGACCAAGCUCCAGCUCAGCGUCCGACCGCGCCGGGUACGUUGACCGAGCCGUCAACGAGCUCCAAGCUGCGCAGGGCGUCACGACUACCGGUCGCAUUGUCAACAAGAUAUGCACACGCCUCGCCAAUGAUAGAGCAACGACGCGUACAGAGCAGCUGAUCUGGCUUGCGAAACAUGCCCUCGAUACAUCAUCAGCACCCAAGCGCGACACUGAUAGCAGCAAGGCUUCGGUAUACCAGAAACCCCAAGAGAAGCAAGAAGAUGAGCAAAAGUCAACUGCACCUGAGGCGGACGGCAAACGUUCUUGGGAGGGCGUUUCCGCAUGGCCGCAUUUGUGGUAG
Messenger RNA from Alternaria hordeiaustralica, 414 nucleotides. RefSeq lists its product as uncharacterized. NCBI's taxonomy places the organism in Eukaryota, Fungi, Ascomycota, Dothideomycetes, Pleosporales, Pleosporaceae. The coding region runs from base 1 to 414 and encodes 137 amino acids. The transcript has a single exon. The record is from RefSeq and is a predicted model, not a curated record.